AUGUCCACUGGAAUCUGCAGCUUUCCACAAAGCUUUGACCCAGCUGACAACCACCCCAGAAAUGUUUUCAAUAAAUCUGUCCCGUUCUUCCUAGUUCUCAGGAAAGACGGGUUUGAGAAAGAUUCCACCUUUGGAUGCCUUGUAGCGGAGCUGCCCCCGGAACAGAAGAGCAAAGAUGGUCGCACAAUCAUCGGGUACCAGUUCCAUUACCUGUCCUACUGCACGUGGGACGGCGGAAUCCUCUUCGGCGAAGAUCUCUACGUCGUGCCAGAAUUUCGAGGCAAAGGUAUUGGCACAAGCUUAAUGAAUAAAGUGGCAAAGAUCGCGUUGGAGAAAGGCUGCUCCGAGUUCCGCUUCAUCUCCGCCCGGUGGAACCAGCCAGCGAUGGAUUUCUACGCCAAGUUGGGAGCCGUGAAUGUUACGACUCGGGACCACUGGCACCUCUGCCACAUUGAAGGGCAGCAUGUCCGGAAGCUGGCGGAGCAAGCGAGGAAAUAGGAGCCGAGAUAUAUUGGCAGUACAGUGGUACCUUGGUUCUCAAACGUAAUCUGUUCCGGAAGUCCGUUCCAAAACCAAAGCGUUCCAAAACCAAGGCGUGCCUUCCCCUAGAAAGUAAUGCAAAACAGAUUAAUCUGUUCUAGACUUUUAAAAACAACCCCAUAAAAUAGCCAUUUAACAUGGAUUUUACUAUCUCAUGGGACCAUUGAACCAUAAAAUGAAAGCAAUAAUCAAUGUACUGUACUAUAAAAUAAAUAAGACAGUAUUGUAGAUGAUGCCUGUUGUCUUUGUCCAUGGAGUUUUCUUGGCAGGGAUACUGGAGUGGCUUGCCGGUUCCUUCUCCAGGUGGAUCACAUUUGGUCAAAACAUAACUUCUCUGAGUUAUUUAAGCCCCUUCGCCACGACAAGGCAGUGAUCCAUGAAAGGGACCCUGAUGUUGGGAAAGAUUGAGGGCACUAGGAGAAGGGGACGACAGAGGAUGAGAUGGUUGGACAGUGUUCUCAAAGCUACGAACAUGAGUUUGACCAAACUGCGGGAGGCAGUGGAAGACAGGAGUGCCUGGCGUGCUCUGGUCCAUGGGGUCAUGAAGAGUCGGACACGACUAAACGACUAAACAACAACAACAAUUGUAGAUGAUAAAAAUAAAAAAUAUUUUCUUUUCUUACCUGCACUGAUGAUAGUCAUUGUUUGGAUGGGGGGCUUUUAUCCAUUUCCGCAGUCACACAAUCAAUUAGUAGCUGAACUGGGUUCCACACAGUCACAAAAACAAAUUAACCGAAAAACCCUCAAAAACAAAAAUGCAAAAUAAAUAGCAAAAACAAAAGCGCCAAACGUAAUCCGUUCCGGAAGUCCGUUUGACUUCCGAAAUGUUUGAAAACCAAGGCACGGCUUCUGAUUGUUGCAGGCGCCCCAUAAACAAUAGCCGACAGCCGCAUCAGAUGUUUGGCUCACGAAAUACGUUCGAAAAACGGAACACUUAUUUCUGGGUUUUCGGCGUUUGAGAACCAAGGCGUUUGAGAACCAAGAUACCAUUGUACUUUUGGGCCCAGGUAAUUCAGGAUCCAUUUUCGUGCCCCUGGCUCCAAGC
Messenger RNA from Zootoca vivipara (common lizard), 1585 nucleotides. NCBI's taxonomy places the organism in Eukaryota, Metazoa, Chordata, Lepidosauria, Squamata, Lacertidae. The record is from RefSeq and is a predicted model, not a curated record.